GUCGGCAGGGGCGGGCUCGGUACGAGUCUCCGCCCAUUCCGGGCUGCGACUGGGCGGGAGGGCGGCGGCUCCCGGGCUGCGGCGUUGUAGCUUCUCAGGGUCAUGCUAUGUAGUUUAGGCUGGCCUUGAGCUCACUUUGUAGCCCAGGCUGUUCUUGGACUUGCAGUGACCCUCCUGCCCCAGCCUCCUGAGUGAUGGGAUUACAGGCUGGCCUUGAACUCACUGUGUAGCCCAGGCUGGCCUCAAACUCAUGACAAUCCUCCUGCCUCAGCCUCCUGAGUACUGGAAUUACAGGCUGGAUUCGGACCGAGUUUGGAACCUGACUUGUUUAGCCUGCAGCACUCUGUGUGCCUCCUCCCGCUGGCUUCAGCGGGUUUUCUUGACUUCCUGCCAACUUGCACUUGAUUCCCCACUGCGCUGGGAGCUGCUAUAUUAGAGCCAGCCUGCAGCUUCUGAGUUUGGUUGGCCUCUGUAAUGGCUACCAGCCAGUCGUCCUCUCUUGGGGGAAGAAUGAACCCAGGUUGGAGAAGCUAUCUGUAUUUAUACUGAGUGAGCAAAAGCUGAGACCAGAGCAAUGACCGAGUCCUACAUGAAGAGACUGUCCUUUGCCCUUCUUGAUGCAAUCACUGACAAGGACCCUGUGGUACAGGAGCAGGUUUGCAGUGCUCUGUGCUCCCUGGGGGAGUUGCGGCCGGCAGAGAUGCUCCGCACCUGUGAGGAAUACCUGAAGCAGCAUGACAAGCUGGCACAUCCAUACCGCGCCAUGGUCCUUAGGGCCAUGGAGACUGUCCUGAGUGGUCAUAUCCACAAGCUGGACAAGAACACGGCCAGUGCCAUCAUCCUUUUGGCUUCCAAUGAGAUGACCAGGACAAAGGAGCUGGGCUGUGACUGGCAGCAGGCUGCAAGCAGCGUCCUGGUGGCUGUGGGGAAACGGUUCACCAAUCAGGUGAUGGAGGAGGUACUCAGCAAGUUCCAGCCUGGGCUCCUGCCACACUGUUCUGUGCUACAAACUCUCUCCAGCCUCUCAGUGUCCAAUGUGUUUGGCAUGGUCCCCUUCCUGCCAUCUAUCCUGAACACCAUGCUGCCCAUGCUGAAUAUGGCCAAGCAGGAUGCAAUGAGGGUGAUGUUCUGCUGUGCUCUGCAGCACUUCAGUGAGAGCACCUUAGAGUACCUGGCCAACCUGGAUCAAGCCCCGGACCCCACAGUCAGGAGGGACACCUUUGCUGCUGACAUCUUCAGUGCCUACGACAUUCUUUUCCAUCAAUGGCUUCAAACCCGAGAUGCCAAGCUCCGGCUUGCUGUGAUAGCUGCCUUGGGGCCCAUGAGUCACCUGCUGCCCACGGAGAAGCUAGAAGAACAGCUUCCCAAGCUGCUUCCAGGAGUCCUCAGCCUCUAUAAGAAGCAUGCAGAAACCUUCCAAAUAUCCAAGAGCCUGGGCCAGAUCCUCGAAGCAGCUGUGAGCCUGGGCAGUCGCACCUUGGAAGUUCAGCUUGAUGCCCUUCUGGCUGUUCUACACUCUCAGGUGUGCAUGCCUGUGGACUCUUCAAGCCCCCUGGUGAUGAGCAGCCGGAAUGAGGUGCUGCGUUGCUUUACGGUGCUGGCUCACUGUUCACCUGACCGCCUGCUGGCCUUCCUGCUACCCAGGCUGGACACCAGUAAUGAGAGGCUCCGCGUGGGCACCCUGCAUAUCUUGAGGCAUGUCAUUAACUCGGCUGCUGCUCAAAUGGAAACAAAGAAGCCCUUUGUCCUCUCUUCUAUGAGGCUUCCUCUUCUGGACACCAACAACAAGGUAAAACGGGCAGUAGUGCAAGUGAUCAGUGCCAUGGCCCACCACGGGUACCUGGAGCAGCCUGGAGGCGAGUUGAUGGUCGAGUACAUUGUGCAGCAAUGUGCACUCCCUCCGGAACAGGAGCCAGAGAAACAGAACCUUGAGGGUGAGGCCCUGGCAGCAGAAGACAGUGUGCGAGCUGUCAGCAUCAGCACUCUCUACCUGGUCAGCACCACGGUGGACAGAAUGAGCGAUGUGCUCUGGCCCUACCUGCUGGAGUUCCUCACCCCUGUACGCUUCACUGCGGCCUUGACCCCACUCUGUAGGAGCCUCGUGCAUUUGGCUCUGAAGAGGCAGGAGGCAGAGGCAGAUACCUUGCUGGUCCAGUAUGACACCCACACAAACCUCCCAUCUUCCUAUGCUGUGAUCACAAGACUGCUGAGCUGUCCUGCUACAUUUGCACCAGGAGGUGCUGGUGUCAACGUGGACCACCUCUGCCUCUCUCAGGUUGUAUCUUCCAGCCCCUACCUGGGCAAUGGGCGAGGGGCAGCCUCGCUACGUCUCCUGAAGGUUCUGCAGCAGAACAUCCACCCCUUACUGGCCCAGCGAUGGGAAACAACCAUCCCCCUGUUGCUGGAGUAUUUAGAUGAGCAUACUGAAGAAACAUUUUCGCUGAAGGAAUGGGAGGAAAAGCUGCUGAUGUUCCUGCAGGAAACUCUGGCUGUCGUUUCUGACAAUACGUGGACUUGCCAGCUGAGCCUGGAGAUGUGCAAGCAGCUGCCAUGUUACAAUGGGACACCCCAGGAAAAGAACUUCCUAUAUAAAUGCAUAGGAACUACCCUGCUUGCUGCUACAAGUAAGGAAGUGGUGAGGAAGCAUCUGCAGGAGCUUCUAGAAACAGCCAGAUACCAUGAGGAACUGGAACAUGAGGGCCUCGCCUGUUGCUUUGGGAUCUGUGCUGUCUUCCACCUUGAAGACACUCUGGCCCAGCUGGAGGACUUUGUGAAGUCUGAUGUGCUCAGGAAAUCCAGUGGCAUCUUUAGCAUUUUUAAGGAUCGAAGUGAGCAUGAGGUAGAGAAGGUGAAGAGCGCACUGAUCCUGUGCUAUGGGCACAUAGCAGCACGGGCCCCCCGAGAGCUGGUGCUGGCCAAGGUGGAAUCCAACAUCCUCCCCAACAUGUUCCAAUGCUUCAACAACAAGGUUCUGGGAAUAAAAGUAGAAACCAAGGUGUUUCUCCAGGACCCAGCCCUGAAACUGAGCCUCGUCCAGAGCUUGUGCAUGCUUAGCCAGACUGCCCGCAGCGGCACUCAGCCUGGCUCCUUCCACUUCUCAAGGAAAGCAGAACUGGUGGCACAGAUGAUGGAGUUCAUCAGAGCAGAGCCUGCAGACUCCCUGACCACAUCCCUUCGGAAGAAAGCCAUGCUCACCUGCACUCACCUGGUCUCUUUGGAGCCGCCACUAGAAGAGCAGGCACAGGCUGACAUGAUCCAUGGCUGCCUACACAGUGUCAUGGCCCUGCCUCCUGAGCCUCAGGGAGAGGAUGGUGGCUGCCAGGAGCCCCUGUAUCUGGAAACAAUACGUGCCCUUGAAGACUUGCUGACAAGCCUGUUGCAGUGGAACAUGACCCCCCAGGGCCUGCAGGUCAUAAUUGAGCACCUGAGGCCAUGGAUCAAGUCCCCACGGGGCCAUGAGCGGGCACGGGCAUUGGGCCUGAGUGCCCGCCUGCUGCACUACUUCCUGGAGCACCUGCAAGUCAGCGCUCUGGUGCCCUUCCACAACCUGGGCCUCCUCGUCGGCCUCUUCUCCCCGCGCUGUGCGGACCUGUGGCCUGCCACCCGCCAGGAGUCUGUGAACUGCAUCCACUCCUUGCUUUACCUACAGCUGGGCUAUGAAGGCUUCUCCCGAGAACACCGUGAUGAAGUCGCCGAGCGACUCCUCACCCUCAGAGACAGUUUCAUGCACGCUGACCCUGCUGUCCUCUUCCAUGCCUGCCAUAGCAUAGCCCAGAUUAUUGCCAAGCGCCUCCCACCAGACCAGCUCAUCAGCCUCUUGCUAACUAUGUUUGAGGGUCUGGGAGACCCUGACAAGAACUGCUCUCGAGCAGCUACUGUCAUGAUCAACUGCCUACUGAAGGAGCGGGGCACCGUGCUAAAGGAGAAGGUGCCUGAGAUCGUGAGUGUGUUACGUUCCAAACUGCAGGAAGUCCAUGAAGAGCACAUCCUGCCUGCUGCCCAGCACAGCGUCUACCUCCUGGCAUCCCAGCAUUGCACCACUGUGGUGUCCAGCCUCCUGGGCAGCCCCCUGCCCUUUGACAGCCACACCUGUGCCCUGUGGCGUGCGCUAGCCAUGGAGCCAAGCCUCACUGCCCAGGUCCUGGGGCUACUCUUGGAGAAGGUGAGCAGGGACGUGCCAUUCAAGGAGAGCCGGGCCUUCCUUCUGGGCAGCACUCCCGACCGAGUAGCCACACUUCUACCCCUGGCGGCCACCUGUGCACUGUACGAGGUUGUGUCUGCCCCAGCAUCAGGGACCGCAGUGCUAGAGCUCUACCCGCAGCUGUUUGUGGCUCUCCUGCUGCGUGUGAGCUGUACCAUAGGUGUCCAGCUGCCCCGGAACCUGCAAGCCAAGAAGAGGGGCACCAGCACAACCCUCCAUACCAGAAGUCUUGAGCCCUGCAGCUCUGCGGUGGAUGCCCUGCAGGCCCUACUGCUCCGAGGUGGCAGUCAGGACGUGGUACAGUUCAUGGAACUGGAGGGAGGCUGGGAAUUGCUCAGGACCUCCACAGGGCAUGAGGAGGGGGUUACCCAACUGGCCAGUGCCAUGGCCAAGUGUGCAGGCCCUCGGCUCCCCCUGGUGACAAAGGCACUUCUGUGUACACAGAGCAGUGUAUACGAGAUCCAGAGGGUCACUUCCACAGCCUUCCUGGCUGAGCUUCUCAGCAGCAAUGUGGUCAAUGACCUGAUGCUUCUGGAGUCCUUGCUGGAUGACCUAUUGGCAAGGCAGAAGGAUUCCAGUGCCAGUGUGAGGCGGCUGGUGCUCCGUGGGCUGGCUAACAUUGCCUCCAGUUCACCUGACAAGGUAAGGACUCACGGCCCCCAGCUCCUAACAGCCAUGAUCAACGGGCUGGACGACAACGAUGACACACACAGACUGGUGGCCCUAGAGGCCAUGGUGGGCCUCACGCGGCUGUUGGACCUGAUGGAGCCCUGGGACCUGCGCUCAGUACUGCUGCACAUGGCUAUCCGCAUCCGGCCCUUCUUUGACAGUGAGAAGGUGGACUUCCGGACAGCAUCCAUUCGCCUCUUUGGGCACCUCAACAAGGCCUGCCAUGGGGACUGUGAGGACAUCUUCUUGGAGCAGGUUGUGGGUGGGCUAGUGCCCCUCCUGCUACAUCUGCAGGACCCUCAGGCCCCAGUGGCCAGUGCCUGUAGGUUUGCCCUGUGCAUGUGUGUUCCCAAUCUGGAGUGUGCCGAGUUGGGUACUGCCUUCCAAAAGCACCUGCAAGAGGGCCGAAGCCUGCACUUUGGGGAGUUCCUCAAUUCCACCUGCAAGCACCUGAUGCAUCACUUUCCUGACCUCCUGGGCCGCCUGGUGAGCACCAACCUAUUCUACUUCAAGAGCAGCUGGGAAGGUGUCCGUGCUGCAGCCCCCAUGUUCACAGGGUUCCUGGUGCUGCACGCAGAGCCCGAGCACCGGCCACAGGUAGACUUGGAGCAGCUUCUUGUGGCACUGCAGCUCCUGCUGCGGGACCCAGCGCCAAGGGUGCGAGAGAAGGCUGCGGAGACACUGGGCCGCCUGGUGAAGUUCGCGUGAGGCCAGCAAGGGCCUCUGCAAGCAAUACCCUCUGCCUGCACGAGGCCAGACCUGAAGGGCCCUCUGCUGGCAGGCCAGGGUAGGGGCAGGUGUCUCUUGGGAUCCAACCCCUACCUCUGAAAAGGAAGGUGCUGGACACCAGAUGGGGCAGGGACAAGUCAGCCUGUCUUAUUUCCCAAUAAAGCCAUUUGCUCCCAA
Messenger RNA from Cavia porcellus (domestic guinea pig), 5776 nucleotides. RefSeq names its product maestro heat like repeat family member 1 (gene Mroh1). The record is from RefSeq and is a predicted model, not a curated record. Gene Ontology annotation, cellular component: cytoplasm. The transcript is spliced from 46 exons. The coding region runs from base 575 to 5578 and encodes 1667 amino acids. NCBI's taxonomy places the organism in Eukaryota, Metazoa, Chordata, Mammalia, Rodentia, Caviidae. Gene Ontology annotation, molecular function: protein binding.